AUGAGCUACGAAGGGUACCAUAAGGAUAUGGACCAACAACAACAGGCGCAGGCUCGCUACUACAGCCUGCCGCUCGUGCUCCAGCAGCCAUCUUACCAACAGGGCGGCCAACAAUACUAUGGUGUCCAGCAGGCUCAGGCGCCCAGUCAACAACAAAUGUAUCCGCCUCAUAUGUUCAGAGGCCAGCAAUCUCAACAACCUCAGCUGCUGGUUCAGACGACGCCUCAGCAAUACUCGCAAUUGAACGGGAACUACUACGAUCAACAACAACAGCAGUAUUUGUACCAGCAAAAUCAUCAGGCUCAACAGGCGCAACAAACACAAAUGGCUCAAGCUCAAGCUCAUGCUCAGGCGCAAGCACAAGCGCAGGCUCAGGCUCAGGCGCAGGCUCAAGCUCAGGCUCAAGCGCAAGCCCAGGCUCAGGCCCAAGCUCAGGCUCAAGCUCAAGCGCAAGCACAAGCUCAGGCUCAGGCGCAAGCCCAGGCGCAAGCGCAAGCUCAAGCGCAAGCCCAGGCGCAAGCCCAGGCUCAGGCUCAGGCUCAAGCGCAGGCUCAAGCGCAAGCGACGCAAGCACAAACAGCUCAAACCCAAGCACAACAACCACAGACUCAUCCUCAACAACCCGCAGUCACGUCGCCAAGCUCGGGUUAUCAGCAUAGUCUGUAUCAGCUGUAUCAUCAAGCGCAGGCGGCGCAAGCUGCUCAAGCUGCCCAAGCUGCUCAGGCAGCGAUGUACUACAACCAUCCUCCUCACAUGGCGCCCCAUCUUCAGCACUUGUCUCAGCAGUAUCCUCCUCACUUAGUACAGCAAAAUCUGCAAUUGCCUCAACCAAGCCAGCAGCAAUCUCAACAACCUCAAGCAACGCAACAAGGAACCCCACAAUCCACCCAGCCUCAUUUGCACCAGGCUGCCCAUCACCAACUGCAAACUCCACUGCAACAACAGCCACCAGCGUCUCAAUCGACAACCGCACAACUGCAAGCACAACAACCACAGCAACAACAACAACAACCGCCGCCCCCACCGCAAGCUCAGCCGCAUCAAAAGGCAUCGUCUCCCCAACAACAAGCUGCGCUUCAACCUGCUUCCACUCAACAGACACCUCCGUCGACUGCUUCGCAGCCGCCUGUGGCGGCUCAAAACGUGCCGGCAACUACUCUGGCGCAGACACAUGCUACACCGGCGACUGCUGCGGCGGCAAGUCCGCCAGCGCCUUCGACAACCGUUGGAUCAUCCCAGCUCUUUGCCAAUUUUCCAGAACGUCUUCAAGCAAUUUUGCCACAUCCUCCGUUAGCAAGAGCGCCCCAGCGCCCUGAUGUCAACGCGGGUAUGGCACAAAAGCGUGCCAAGCGUAAAUCGAAAUUCUCCAAACGACAAGACGAGUUAAUUGUGUCGCUUAAAAAGAAAGGGAAGCUGUGGGUCGAAAUUGCGGAAAUUUCAGGAGUGGGUCUGUAUCUCGCCGCACGUAAUCGUUAUCAGGUUAUCGUUGGACAACAAGGUAACAACAAUCUGCUGAGUUGGACGGUCCAAGACAAGUUGAACUUGCAGAACUUGCUAGACGCCGGAGAGUUGGAGAAAUGGAGGUUCAUUUCUAUGGAGCUUAACAAAGCUACUUCGAAAAAUUUUACAGAUGUCGAAUGCCGGGAGCUUAUACGGAUGAUGUUUUGGCUGCAACCUGGUCUGUUUAACGUCACUGAGGAGACGAUAAACGAGUGUAUUAAAGAGAAGAAGGUGACGGAGAAGGCAGUCGAACAUAUGGGUCAGAAAAAGAAACAAGUGGGGUCGUCAUCCAUUUCGAGCAAUGACAACUCUAACCCUGUCAAACUGGAGCCUGCAGAGUCUAAUCAAACACAGUCUUCGCAACUGCAAGUUCUGCAACCCCCCAUCGCCCAGCAAGUUCCGCAAAUACUCCAUCAGUCUCCCCUGCUUGCACCUCAUCAAUUGCCUUCUCAUCACGUCCAGCACCAGCAGGCUCCUACUACAGCUCAACCUCUGCAACAGCACCAAUCUUAUUACCAACAACAAUUGCACCAACCAGUGCAACAAUCCCUGCACCAUCUCCAACAACAACAACAACAACAACAACAACAACAGCAGCAGCAACAACAGCAGCAGCAGCAACAACAACAGCCACAGCAGCAGCCGCACCAUCAUCAACAGCAACAUCAACAGCAACAGGCAUUGCAUUAUCAACAGCGUAUGCCCCAAAUGCCGUACUACAAUAAGCCCUACUACUAG
Molecule: messenger RNA, 2238 nt
Organism: Diutina rugosa
Lineage: Eukaryota; Fungi; Ascomycota; Pichiomycetes; Serinales; Debaryomycetaceae
Gene: AAF1
Product: C2H2-type transcription factor AAF1
Exons: 1
Coding region: 1-2238 (745 amino acids)
Source: RefSeq, a predicted model, not a curated record